Messenger RNA from Trametes versicolor FP-101664 SS1, 1155 nucleotides. RefSeq lists its product as uncharacterized. The record is from RefSeq and is a predicted model, not a curated record. The coding region runs from base 79 to 1155 and encodes 358 amino acids. Lineage: Eukaryota; Fungi; Basidiomycota; Agaricomycetes; Polyporales; Polyporaceae. The transcript is spliced from 6 exons.
GAGGAGGCCGACGCGAGCCCGGAUGCAGCGACGGACGAUGGGUUCGAUCUCGACGCCGUGGACACCUUCGUCUCGCUCAUGGAGCGCAGACUGUCGGCGACCAAGAUCCUAGCUCGGGCUGACAUCGUCUACGCCGGUGAUCUCUCUGCAAAGGACCCCUCUACGCUUGCCAUACGAGAGAGGAUCGCACAGGAGAACGCUGCUGGCGCCGAGCACCUCAUGUCCGCUCAAAACCUGCAUACUAAGCUAGACUUCCUCUUGCAACAUACCAUGCAUCAUGCCAGCGCACGCCUAUGGAUCGAGAGCUUCUUGUUCCGAAUCACAGCAAUGAUCCAAACUGACAAGCAGCUCGUCAUCGGGCUCGAAGUUUUUGCUGCUCCAGAGGUUAUCACGACAACACCCCCCACCAUCGCAAUCGGCGCUCAUGUCAAUUACGUUCUCUUCUUCGUCGACAAGCGUGCCGCUCCGAGAAUGCUGGAUGCAGUAAAUCUCGAAUCUGCCUUGAGAAACAAAGCUCAAGCGGUGCCUGGUCUUUUUGUGGCAGAAGCGAAGGGGGAUUCCCACAUGCUCGGCACACAUGUCCCUCAAGCAGUGGUCGAGAUGCAAGCAUGUGCAAGACGGCUGAAGUCGACCUAUAUCCGAGGAGCCUUGACAAAUGGAACAAGUUGGAUCUUCCUGCUCCUCGAGUUGGACACCAGCUUUCUCGGUGGGCGGUACUGGGAGUCGGCUCGACAGGAUGUUGUGAUCCAGAGCAGCGGUGACAGGAGGUGGGUUGAUGAGGAGAGCGUGGAUCGAAUGGCUGCACUGCUAGCUCACUGGGCGAAGCAUUGUGCGGAGGACCUGACCGAAGAUGAUUGGUUCGAGAAGCUGUUCAUGGUCGACGCGGAAUCGGGGCCGCCCCGCGUUACGUAUCCCACGUCUUAUAUGGGCUACGCCGACCCACCGCAGCCCGGCACCGACGCCCCUGACCAGGGACACGCACUCGAGGACCUCCGCCUUUAUCGCCUGUUUCUCUCCGCCACUGUCGCGCUGAGCCGUGUCAUGGUCGACCCCAGUCAGAGACGGAAGCAACCCAGGCCGCCCCGACAUCUUGCGCGCACCGCCGACGGGAGCUCGCGGACCUCGGAGACGGAAAUUUCUCGCGUAUCUACAUAA